Marmota flaviventris (yellow-bellied marmot) is the source of this 1506-nucleotide messenger RNA. It is a transcript of the gene Tcp11, whose product is annotated as t-complex 11. Gene Ontology annotation, biological process: regulation of sperm capacitation. The record is from RefSeq and is a predicted model, not a curated record. Gene Ontology annotation, cellular component: acrosomal vesicle; sperm flagellum. NCBI's taxonomy places the organism in Eukaryota, Metazoa, Chordata, Mammalia, Rodentia, Sciuridae.
AGCAAAAUGCCCGACAUCAAGGAGAAUGUGCCCCCAAAAGAACCUGGCAGAGGCUCCUGCGAGCCCGAGACCUCAGAACCGACCCAGGAAGACGAGAACAGCUCCCAGGACAACCCUUCGCUACUUUCAGUUUCAGAUCUGACAGAGACAAUCAAUGAAGUUUCCAAGAUGAGCAGCGAGAUUGGAUUGAAUCGUGAUUUCCAUGGGGAGGAAAAUUUGCCUUCAAACAGUUCAGAAGGCAAGGUCAAGGAGACAAUGCACAAUGACUUUUGGGACCAUCUUAAGGAACAGCUAACAGCUACUCCCCCUGACUUCAGUUGUGCUCUCGAACUUCUGAAAGAAAUCAAAGAGAUCUUGCUGUCACUGCUGUUACCACGUCAGAACCGCCUGAGAAGUGAGAUUGAAGAAGCUCUGGACAUGGAGUUGAUCAAGCAGGAGGCAGAACACGGAGCCCUGGACGUCCCUUACCUUUCAAAGUACAUCCUCAACAUGAUGACUCUGCUGUGCGCUCCGGUCCGAGAUGAAGCCGUACAGAAACUCGAGAACAUCACCGACCCCGUUCGGUUACUGAGAGGGAUCUUCCAGGUCCUGGGCCUGAUGAAGAUGGACAUGGUGAACUACACCAUCCAGAGCCUGCAGCCACACCUCCAGGAGCACUCCAUCCAGCUGCAGCGGGCCAAAUUCCAGGAACAGCUCAACAAGCAGCCGAGUCUCCUGGACCACACCACCAAGUGGCUGACGCAAGCAGCGGCCGACCUGUCCACUCCACCCUCCGCGGCCCUUGACCCGCCUGACUCUUCCAACGUGGCGGGCCCUGCGCCAAGUGAGGCAGCCAGCAACUCGGAGCCCCUGAGCCCCACGAUGGUGCUGUCCCAGGGCUUCCUGAACCUCCUUCUCUGGGACCCUGAAAACGAAGAGUUCCCCGAGACCCUGCUGAUGGACAGAACCCGGCUGCAGGACCUCGAGUCCCAGUUGCACCAGUUAACCAUCCUGGCCUCGGUCCUGCUCGUGGCCAGCAGUUUCUCUGGCAGCGUUUUGUUUGGUUCGCCCCAGUUUGUGGAUAAACUGAAACGCAUUACCAAGUCCCUGAUGGAGGAAUUUAAGACCAGGCCUGAGGAGGCUAUGAAGACUGUGAGCGAGCAGGUGUCUCAGGAAAUCCACCAAAGCCUCAAGACCAUGGGCCUGGCUGCGCUGAGCAGUGAGAACACGUCCUCUCUGACAGGGCAGCUCGAGAACAUCGCCAAGAAGGAGAACUGCGUCCGCAGCGUCAUCGAUCAGCGGAUCCACUUGUUUCUCAAGUGCUGUUUGGUUCUUGGAGUGCAGCGAUCUCUGUUAGACCUUCCCGGAGGCCUCACCCUCAUUGAGGCAGAGCUGGCGGAACUGGGCCAGAAGUUUGUGAACCUGACACAUCACAACCAGCAGGUGUUUGGCCCCUACUACACGGAGAUCCUCAAGACCCUCGUCUCCCCCGCUCAGGCCCUGAGCGCCAAAGUGGAAUCUCUCUGA